Messenger RNA from Scylla paramamosain (green mud crab), 3589 nucleotides. RefSeq names its product centromere protein V-like. The record is from RefSeq and is a predicted model, not a curated record. Gene Ontology annotation, molecular function: carbon-sulfur lyase activity. The transcript is spliced from 5 exons. Bases 1757 to 2380 code for a protein of 207 amino acids. Lineage: Eukaryota; Metazoa; Arthropoda; Malacostraca; Decapoda; Portunidae.
UCUGAAUCCCAACCAUCACUUCCUAAACCGCUAUUCCCCCCAGCUUCUCCCAUUCUCCCCAUCUCCUCUCCCCAUUCCCCUCACCUCGUACACAUAAGCUUAAUAUUGCAUACCAAACAUACACAAACAUGAAUAACGUGUCUUCUCCCCCAUUCCCCCAUUCCCCCUUCCCUGGCGCCGAGAAUGGUAAAGAUCCUUUUUAUUUAAGUACACAAGGGCUGGGUAUACGAUGAGAAAAAAUGGUAAUAAGUGGAUGAUGUUCGCUGACUUUCACCUCCACGGGACCAAGAGACCUUUACGUGUUCUCCUUCUCCCCCUUCUCCUUUUCCUCACCCUCCAUUUCCUUUCUGUUUCGUUUUUAUUCCUAUUUUUUCUUAUGUCGGUCAUGCGCACUUGUGUCAGCGUGGCAUGGGGGUGGUGCACGCAGCGGCUGUAUUCUGAGGCACCUCUCCGCCGCACUUCCGCUGCUUGCAAGAGGCCCUGGUCUAGUAGCUGAAGUGAUGCGGGUUUCUAAGGGUGUUUUUAUGGUUGUAGUGACAGAUGAACAAGAUUUAUAAAUUGCUGACAGGAAAAAUAGUCUUGACAACUCGGCUGACCGUUUAUGUGGCCUUGCAAAAGUCUUGGUGAGUUUCUGAAUGUUUCUGAAUGCUAGAGAGAGAGAGAGAGAGAGAGAGAGAGAGAGAGUGUGUGUACGAGGACAAGACACAAGUGGACAUAGAAAGAAAUGACCGGAAGGAGCAGGACUCAGCCUCACACGGCACCACUGUCCUCUCGUUAGGAUUCCACGGGACGCGAUUGGUGAAACUGAGAAUGGUUGUGCAUUACGCUGUGCUGUUCCGGUGCUCGUGUUGCAGGAAGGGAGAAGGGGCAUUACAACCAGCACAAAAGGGGAAUGACUAAAAACAAACAAGAUGACAACUGUUAACUACGUGACUAAAAACAAACAAGAGGAUGAUUACUGUUAAUUACGAAAGAAGACUGAAGCUUUUAUAUAUUUACAUUCCUUAGAGAUGUACGUGGAUUAAUUAACAAGGGAUUUGAUAGAGGUCUUUAGUGGUACAGAUGUAACAAGGGUAACAUGCGCAAAAUUCUCGGGUUCAGUAAUCAGGACAGGACAAGAAAUGAUGAGAAAGUUUGAUGAAGUUAGAAUUCAAAAAGAGAUAAGAAGGUGCUGGUUCUCAAAUAGACUGGUGGUUGAAUGGAAAAGACUCAGUAAUCAGGUUGUUAGUGAUGAGUCAUUAGGGAGCUGUAAAAGGUGAGACGUCAGUAUGGAUGGGGAUGACAGGUGGAAACAGGUAGGAAUGGUUCAUACAGGGACUACCACUUGAGACCCCGAUGGCUUCUUGCAACUUCCCUUAUUUUCUUACGCUGUUACUGUCCUAAAAGCAGAAGGAUCAAGGGACCAAACUCCGUCAUCUCCUCCAACACUAAAGGACCAAUUUAAACUUAGUCUGCAUAUCAACACAGGACUUUAUGAAGCCUUGAAUGAUAUUUGUAUGAUGGAAGUUAAUAAUUUUUACCACACAUGCUUUACCAAUCAGUCCAUCAGUCCCUACGCCUUUCGAGGGCCAAGGUCUGCUAUGAAGAGCUGCUGGAUGCGAGGAAGUCACCAAUACCUUCCUACUGUCACCAAAUAGGAAAUGUUUGCUUGUGUUACGUCGGAAGCGGUGAAUGCCAGUCCCAACCUUAGAGUUUCCCAGGGCAGUGUGCUUCAGACAGUUAAAGGGAGAGGCUGUGGGUUGACCAGCCUGAGUAGAUGGAUUUCCACGGAUUAUAUACACCACACAGAGAGGUCACCAUGAAUGCCAAUGAUCUUCCCCCGAGUUAUGAAGAUGCCAUCAAGUCCCCGCCUACUCCCCACGCAGGCCUCGCCCCCCACUACACGCCCCUCCCGCCCUCCACGCCCCGCACGCCCUCGGCACCUCCUGUUUCACAUCAGUCACGCCUAUCGGCCUACCACCAUCCCCUGCACAGAGUGCAUGCAGGCAGACCCGGGGGACUGGUGCGGCACACUGGGGGCUGCCACUGUGGUCUGGUGCGCUUCCAAGUGAUGGCCCCGCCGGUACUCAAAGUGGUAGAUUGCAACUGCAGUAUCUGUGUCAAGAAGCAGAACAAACACUUCAUUGUGCCGCUUAAUCAGUUCAAGCUGGUGAGUGGCCACGAUGCGCUCACCACCUACACCUUCAACACCCACAGCGCCAAACACUCCUUCUGCUCCACCUGCGGCGUCCAGCCCUUCCACAUCCCCAGUGAUAACCCUAAUGCAUUCGGUAUCACCCCACACAGUCUGGACGAGGGGACGGUCAAGAAGAUACAGUUCACCAAGCAGAACGCCAAGAAGAGUGAAAAAGUCCAGGGAAGGAGAAGAAGUAAGCGUUAGACAUGGCGGCUGCUACUACUACUACUACUACUACUACUACUACUACUACUACUACUACUACUACUACUACUACUACUACUACUACUACUGUUGCUGCUGUUGCUACUACUACUGAAUGAGUGAAUGAGUGAGUGAGUGAGUCAGUGAGUGAGUGAGUGAGAAGAAGAAGAAGAAGAAGAAGAAGAAGAAGAAGAAGAAGAAGAAGAAGAAGAAGAAGAAGAAAGUUCUCUCUAUUUUUUUUAUUCUUCCAUAUUUUCAUUUAGCGUUUAUGAAAUAGUUACCAGAUAAAAAAAAAUAAACAAAUAAACAAACAAGUAAAAUAAAUAAAAUAAUGAUACAAAAAAAUCUUCUAUUUAUCGAGUGAUUUCAAUGUAUUUAUCUUUCAGCCUAUCUAUCUAUCUAUCUAUCUAUCUAUCUAUUCAUCUAUAUAUCUAUUAAUCAAUAUAUCUAUCAUGUAUUUAUCUAUUAGUGUAUCUGUCUAUCUAUCUGUCUGUCUAUUUUCAUUAUUAUUAUUUGUUUUACUUUUCUUUGGUGUUUAAUUAAUCAAGUUUCAGACAAUAUUCACUUAUCUUUAUUUUUUUCUUUUUUUCCUUCCUUUCUUUGUCUUCCCUUAUUUCCUUUCUUCCCUUUCUUCCUUUUUUCUUACUUAUUCAUCCACUGAUUCUUUUUUCCUUUUUUUUUUUAGUGGGGGCUUAGUCAUUCAAGUUACACCAUAUUCAUCUAUAUUUAUUUUCUCUCUUCCUCUCCUCCUUUCUUUCUCCCUUCCUUUCCUUCUUUCUUUAACUCAUUCAUUCAUUCAUUUAUUUAUUUCUCUUUUUAAUCGAUUCUUCCUCUCACUAUAUAAUUCAUUCAUUUAUUCUUUCUUUCCCUUUUUUCGUCUCUUUCUUUCACCAAUUCAUACUUUCUUUCUUCUCUUCCUUCUUCCAAUCAAAAUUUACUAAUAAGUUGCAUUUUAUUAUUUUUGUCUACUUAUAUAAUUUACUUCUUUUUCAUUCAUUUAUUUUUUUAUAUUAUUGAGUCAUAAAAUCAAUACAUCUAUCUAUCUAUCUAUCUAUCUAUCUAUCUAUCUAAUUAUCUGUCAACACACCUGUUUAUACAUGUGUACCUGUCUACCUGUCUAAUUAGUGGAGACAGGUAGACACGGAUCAAAGGAGUGAGUUUGUAAAGAGAAAAGAGAAAAAAAAAGAAAUAAAAAGAAAAAUAUGAAAA